CAGAGAGGACGUCAAAGGUGCGUCAAAGGCGCUGCUGUCACUGCUGGUGUUGGCGGUGCUGCAUUUACAGGUUGAGCAAUGAAAGGGUGUGGCAUCUGGUCGCGUGCUGCAGCUCGUAACUGGUAGUCUUACCUUGAGAGUCCCAUGGCAUCAUGAAAAGGCGCGGGGGCGGAAUUGUACGCACAAUGCGAGCACGACAAGAUAUUUGAUCUAGACUGCCAAGAAUACAUUGGGGCAUCACUCAGUACUUUUACACGGUUGCUGUUAGGCAUGGAGGUCAGUCAGGGCACCCGUGAUCAGCACGAAGGGGAGAGCCGGUUCAUUCACCUGUUGCAGCCCAUCCGGGACCUGGCCGGCAACUGGAACAUAGACAUUGCGGCUGAGCUUUCGGACUACUUGGAGGAGUUGGAGUCAAUUACCUUCUCCUUCGAUGGAGGCCACAGUACCCUGAACUUUGCAGAGGCGGCCCUGGUAAUCCAAGGCUCAGCAUGCAUCUACAGCAAGAAGGUGGAGUCCCUCUAUGGUCUGGUCUACCAAGCCCUGGACGUCAUUGCAAAGAAGAAGCGAGCAGAGGAAGCGGGGGCUGACUUGGAAGCCAGCGGAAAUGCGAUCCAGGAUGAAGAGGAGGAAGAGGAGGCGCGCUUCUUGCUGCUGGAUGACAUCCCAGAGGGCACGGGCAUUGACCUGGAUGAGGUGGCGGAUGAGGAGAACCCAAUUUUCACCGCAGCGACAAGGGGGCCUCCCGCAGCAUUGCUGGCUAUGGAGGAUGAGCGAAUGGGGCCAGGGGGGCCAGGCAACAUGGGGGGCGAAGCGGCCGCAUACAAGAUCAACAGCUGUACCGUGCACUCUUCGGGGGCUCUGCUGCUCGACCCCCGGGAUGGUGACUUGCUGGAUGACCAGCUGAUGCCUAUCAGUUUCCGAGCGUCACCACCAAGCUUGCAUCCAGAGGGUUGGAGUCCUGCCAAAACGGCACCCCAGAAUGGCGGCGUGGAUGAGGCCACUGAUCACAUGGAUGACGAUGACAACGACUUUGGGGGCGGCGGCGACAACUGGGACGGUCCAACAGGGGAUCCCCCAGGACAGGAGGAGGCGGCCCUAGGCGUUGCGGACCCAGCCCCAGGCCAAGCUGGUGCUGUUGACCCUGGUAUGCAGACCAGGGGGGCCAUGCAGCACGGAGCACCUGUUCAAGCUGAGCAGCAGGAAGAAGAGAUCAACCCGUGGAAGCAGCUAGACCCCCAUGAUCCAGGGACGGCGGUCGUCCGGCCGUACAAGAGAGGCCGCCCGGUCCGCCGUCCCCAAGCCAAGCGCUCUGCCGCAGUGCCCGCCAAGGCGCCCUACGCUCUCGCUCCUGCCAGGGGCGUUUUCUUCCCGGAGUUUGCCGCCGCAUUCCAAGCUAGGCUGCGGGCUGAGAGGGUAUCACGGAGAGAAGGGGCCGGAAACAGGGCAACUUACAGAGGCGACUUCGCAGCUUUCGGCGAAGUGGCGGGAGAACAGGAGAAUGUGUUGGGCAGUGGCGAUGAUUGGCAUGCCGCAGGGGGGGGGGAUGACGACGACUUCCCGGAUGGGGGGGACGACUACGAGCCAGUGGAUGCCAUUGAGAUGGGCGACGGAGGAGAUCGCCCCUUCUACUUUGGCGCGGACAGCGGUGCAGUAGGCCCACCGGGAGAAGCCGAGAAGACGUACGAGGACCUGGUCAGAGAGCACAUCGACGCGAUGCUGAAGGCCGCCGCAGCGGCGGAGGUGCAAACCGACCUGGCCGCCCGGGUGGCCACGUGGAAGCACAAGAUCGAGCCGGUGCUCCAGGAACAGGAUGCUCGCCCGGAGUUCGACAUCCACCUGUACGGCGCGCGAGUGCUGGACGCGGCCACGGCGACGGCUGGGCCCCCGUCCGAGGACGAGCGCGCGCUGACGUCAGCGGAAGUGGUGGUCCCGUUUACCGAGGUAGUGAAGGGGCAACCGAAGCACGAGAUCUCGCGCCUCUUCGCGGCCAUGCUGCAGCUGAUCAACAACGGCAACCUUUCAGUGCCCGACGAGGGUGCCUUCGCGGUGUUCGACUCGGCGCACCCGUUCCGGCUCAAAGUCCUGAGCCUCCACAAACCGCACGAGGACAUGCUCAACUACCGAGCGCCUUCCAUGCUGCCCGGGGAAGCGUCCCCGGGGCUUGAACUGGCCCACAACAGCCCGGCGAAAGCGGCCGGGGGAAAGAAGAAGGGAGCAGCCGGAAGGAAACGGGCGGAGAAGGCAACGGCAAGCAGAGCGCUGGUCGAAGAGCCCGCGGCAAGUCUGGGACAAGUAGAGGAGGCGCCGGGUUUGGCCGCAACCGAGGAAGACCGGGCGGUUGUGUCAGAGUCCCGGGCGAGAACGGGUGGGGUUCAGAGGAAGGGCCGGCGAGUCAAGCCCAUCCAGGAGGUUGGCACGCAAGGGUCGAGCUUAGAAAACGGGGAGCCUGAGGCUAGGGGAACAGCUAACCCGGAGGUGACUCCAAGGGUCAAGGAGCCGGUUAGGCCUGCUGGGACCCAAGGGUCUGGGCUAGCGACCCAGGUAUCUGGGUUAGCGACUCAACCGUGGGAAGCUCCCACUCAGCAGAGCGAUUUGGCCACCCAGGAAUCCGGGUUAGCAACUCAACCGGAGAUUGUUGCAAGUCAACGGGCAAGGGUUCUCAAGAUUGUCAAGGGGUCAAGUGCGCAUCCGUCCCGGGUCUCCUCCUCCCAAGUUUCGGGGCUGGCUUCUCCACAGCCCACCAGAACGGCUGGUGUGAAAAGGCUCCAGAGGUCGCCUCGUGCCCAGGUGUUACGUGCUAGGCCCAGCCAGGCGUCUGGCUUGACACAAGCCGGAGGCAGACAGGGGAACAACUUCUUGGUGUCAGUUGACGAGAGUAGCCAGUCAUUAGCGGGGGGAUUGGGUGUCACCCCCGAGAAGGGUGUGGCCAGGUUAGAAAGGAUGUCAAUAAUGCCGUAUGGUCUGUCGCCCUCAGCGGAGAUCGAGAACGCAGCCAGCCAGGCUGCCAGUACGCCUGGAAAGGGGACGCCUGACGGCAAGAAGAGGAAGAAGUCGAUAAGGCCACAGCGGCCGCCCUUCCGGCCUGUGUAAAUUCAAAAAGGCACCUUUUGAAAAAACGAGGAACCAGGAACCACACUGUUGCAUUCACAAGUUUGUAAAGCGUCACCCUCAAAAUACCUUGUUAAAAGUCCAAUUCAACAGAUUGCUU
This is a messenger RNA of Klebsormidium nitens, 3208 nucleotides long. The record is from the annotation of a GenBank genome assembly. Lineage: Eukaryota; Viridiplantae; Streptophyta; Klebsormidiophyceae; Klebsormidiales; Klebsormidiaceae.